GAAUUCAUGUGAUGCUCAACGUCAGGUCAACACACCUUCCGACAUGGAAGUGUCCACCAUGGACGACACCAAAGAGGAGUACGAUGACCAAAGAUCACUUGUCCAAAAUGCUACGGACACCCUCCUCUUCCCCAUGCGCGUCGCGACCUCCCCUCCCCUCUUACGAACCUACCUGCGCACACUCCUCCUCCUCAUAGCCUCAACCGUACUCUUUGCCUUCGCCGUUAUCGCAUACAUAUCCUUCUACUACACCUACAUUCCCAUCCGCGGCAUCUCAGUCCCCGUGUACUUGCAAUUCGAUCACGGCACCACACCAAUAUCCUUCUUCGGCGACUCGAGCAGGACGUUCGGCCAGGAAGCACAGAAAUGGCCGCAUGCGGUUGCGGGCGUGCAUGGGCUGGUGAAUAGACAGAAGUACGAUGUCAGCGUGGAAAUGGUGGUGCCGAGGAGUAGAGGGAAUCUGGGGGCGGGGAAUUGGAUGGUCGAACUAUCUCUGCGCGGUCCCUCCUCUUCCUCUGCGUCACCGGGGAUAAGGAGCAUGUUAGGCUGGGACGACGACACCGCUGAAUCCACCACUCGAGACAGCACAGCUACCACCACGAGCAGACCACCCGUCCUCGCGCACUCCCGCCGCCCCGCCAUCCUAACCUACCGCAGCUGGCCCACCGAGCAUCUCUACCGGCUCCUCCGGCUCCCCUUGUAUCUCGCCGGUUUCGGCACCGAGAGCGAAACACUGCACAUCAGCAUGCUGGAGAGUGCGUACUUCCUCUCCACCGUCCCGUCGUCUCUGCGCCUCGAACUACGCAGCAGAACAGCGCUGGAAAUAUACCACGCCAACGUCCAUAUUAAAGCGAAACUGGAGGGGCUGCGGUGGCUUAUGUAUAACUAUAGGGUAGUGAGCGCGGUGGUGUUCGUGGGGUUGUUUUGGGGGACAGAGAUGGGUGUUUUACUCUUGACGUGGGGGGUUGUCACCAUGCUGUUCGGGUCUCCUACCUCGCUCAAAGGAACGGGAGAGGAUGGGGGAAGUAAGAUUAAGAGAGAGAUGGACGGCGCAAGCGAAGCAGGCACAGAGUACAGCGACGCAUCCCACACGUUCCCCACGCUCUCAGGGCAGGCACCACUUCGCUACUCCUCUCCCGAGAACAAAACGAAAACGAAAAAAGAGCUUGAGGACCAAAGACUGGAAGACAUACCGCUCAAAGAAGACGCCGAGGCGGACGAUGAAGAUGACGACUUUGUGCUCGAUGAGCCGGUGCUGAGGAGCAUAGAGAGCCAGGGGGUGUUUACAGAUAGUGGCCUCGGGACGGCUAUGGAUAGUGAGCGGGAUAGGGAGCGGGAUAGGGAGAGGGAGAGGGUGAGACGAAGAGGGAAUGCGGGGGAUGGACGGGUCAAAGAGGAAGGGCGACUUUAGAAGAGGUGUCCUUGCAAGCGCCGACACUCAGGCUCUCAUGUCCCAGCUGGGCCUGGUUCAGCACGACCUGAGGAGACGGAGCGGAGGGCUUCGAGAUGAUGGAUCAUGAUGGCACGAGGAGAUGAAGAGAUGAGCGUAUCCAUAGCACAGCGUAUCGCUUGGAUAAGACUAAUACAUGUAUACAAAGCCCAACGCCCUGCGAACUGAUGCGAACAA
Macroventuria anomochaeta is the source of this 1627-nucleotide messenger RNA. RefSeq lists its product as uncharacterized. The record is from RefSeq and is a predicted model, not a curated record. Gene Ontology annotation, biological process: lipid storage; lipid droplet organization. Bases 59 to 1411 code for a protein of 450 amino acids. NCBI's taxonomy places the organism in Eukaryota, Fungi, Ascomycota, Dothideomycetes, Pleosporales, Didymellaceae. The transcript has 2 exons. Gene Ontology annotation, cellular component: endoplasmic reticulum membrane.